Psylliodes chrysocephalus is the source of this 793-nucleotide messenger RNA. The record is from the annotation of a GenBank genome assembly. NCBI's taxonomy places the organism in Eukaryota, Metazoa, Arthropoda, Insecta, Coleoptera, Chrysomelidae.
CUUCUUGUUAAAUUUGAAUUAUGUAAACCGUGCAAGUUUCCGUCCGACUGAAAGACGUUUGUAAGACGUCGUAUAAGACGUCUUAUAGACCAAACCAAGACACAAAAAUGACGUCUUUCAGACGUCGUGUGCUAUCUGGGAUACAGAUAGGUCUUUUGCCUUCUAGGUUGCACGGGGCCCUGGUGGUCCACUAUUUCAGCGUAUUCAAUUCGUUUUUCGAAUUCUUCCUAAGUCUGACCAGUGAUGAUAACGAUGUAAUAGAGAGAUGUACAAAAUGUAUCGAAGACGAGCUUACCAAAUUAACUGACGUACUCAAAGAGAAUACUUUGAAAAAACCGAACGACUUUUUUGAUAAGCGGAAAUCGAUGGAGGUCGCUGUCAAUUGUGUUGAGGUAUUGAGUGUAUCGUCGGUUGCAUGCGCCUUCUGUAGCGAAUUAAUAAAACCGUUGCAGGCAAAAAAGGGCAAACGAAAGCAUCCCGAACCGAAAGGCAAGGACCACGUCCAAAGGAUAUCGGACAAACUCAAAUCGGAGAUGAACUCUUUUUGUGAUAUUUUACAAGACUUUGUCGAUGCGAGUCCGGAGGAGACACUAUAGGUACAUAAAAAAAUCUCAAUUUGACCGUCAGCGAGAAUGUAUUCGAAAAAAUUUUACAUAGUUAUACAAUUUCCAAUAAGGAGAUGCAACUUAUUUUGAAAACCAAAAUCAAAUUGUUGACGUAGAAGGGCGAAGGCUCUUUGUUUUUUGUUUUUAUUGUUUGUAAGUAUUGUAAAAUAAAAGAACGGUUUUUACAA